AGCGGCAGCAGCGACCACAGCGGGAGAAGCAGCACUCUAGCCGCCUGCAACCCCAACCUGGGAAGAAGAUGCUAAUUAAAGUGAAGACGCUGACUGGGAAGGAGAUUGAGAUAGACAUCGAACCCACAGACAAGGUGGAGCGAAUCAAGGAGCGUGUGGAAGAAAAAGAAGGGAUUCCCCCCCAGCAGCAGCGGCUCAUCUACAGUGGCAAGCAAAUGAAUGAUGAGAAGACAGCAGCUGAUUACAAGAUUCUAGGUGGUUCCGUCCUCCACCUGGUGUUGGCUCUUAGAGGAGGAGGUGGUCUUGGGCAGUGAAGAAACUUGGUUCCGUUUACCUCCUUGCCCUGCCAAUCAUAAUGUGGCAUCACAUAUCCUCUCACUCUCUGGGACACCAGAGCCACUGCCCCCUCUCUUGGAUGCCCAAUCUUGUGUGUCUACUGGUGGGAGAAUGUGAGGACCCCAGGGUGCAGUGUUCCUGGCCCAGAUGGCCCCUGCUGGCUAUUGGGUUUUAGUUUGCAGUCAUGUGUGCUUCCCUGUCUUAUGGCUGUAUCCUUGGUUAUCAAUAAAAUAUUUCCUGGCCA
Mus musculus (house mouse) is the source of this 580-nucleotide messenger RNA. It is a transcript of the gene Nedd8, whose product is annotated as neural precursor cell expressed, developmentally down-regulated gene 8. Gene Ontology annotation, biological process: protein neddylation; cellular response to camptothecin. Bases 69 to 314 code for a protein of 81 amino acids. Gene Ontology annotation, molecular function: ubiquitin protein ligase binding. Lineage: Eukaryota; Metazoa; Chordata; Mammalia; Rodentia; Muridae. Gene Ontology annotation, cellular component: postsynapse; nucleoplasm; nucleus. The record is from RefSeq and is marked validated. The transcript is spliced from 4 exons.